AUGAAAUGGAAAAAGGUCGUGGAACGCGCCGUGGGUGAAUGUCCUUUCAUUGAGAGCCGCUAUCAACGUCAAUGGCCAAUAGUGGUGUAUCUAAAGCUGUAUCUCAGUUCGAAGGCCCAGAAAUGUAGAUUGGAGACCCAGUUGCUGAACUCGGCAGGUAUUGCGUCUCACAAUACUUACAAUGGUGAGCCACAUAAGAAUACGCAGACCCUGGGGAAGACAUCAAGAAUUAUGAUUACCAGCAUCCCCCAGUGCCUCUCCAGGCCGGCCGUCGAUGGUAACUGGAACACAAGGUCUGAUGUUGAACGCGAUGUGAACGACUCCUUUGCUGCCGCCUUGCGCGGACUUUCAGCAGACCUGGAAACCUUUGCGCCAGCGUUCUCUCAGGUCGGCUUGACGAGCGUAGACCAUUUCAAGAUGAUGAUGAAGUGGCCAGAGGCAGAGCGUAAUGCCUUUUUGAAGACUGACAUGAAGCUAAACCCGUUUGAGUUUCACAAUGUCCGAGCCGCACUUGCGAAGUUCAUGGAUGAGCAGUGGGGUACUAUGCAAGAGUCGUACUAG
This is a messenger RNA of Fibroporia radiculosa, 561 nucleotides long. RefSeq lists its product as uncharacterized. NCBI's taxonomy places the organism in Eukaryota, Fungi, Basidiomycota, Agaricomycetes, Polyporales, Fibroporiaceae. The record is from RefSeq and is a predicted model, not a curated record. The transcript is spliced from 3 exons. Bases 1 to 561 code for a protein of 186 amino acids.